Molecule: messenger RNA, 3125 nt
Organism: Amphibalanus amphitrite
Lineage: Eukaryota; Metazoa; Arthropoda; Thecostraca; Balanomorpha; Balanidae
Product: sodium/nucleoside cotransporter 2-like
Exons: 15
Coding region: 534-3032 (832 amino acids)
Biological process (GO): nucleoside transmembrane transport
Cellular component (GO): membrane
Molecular function (GO): nucleoside:sodium symporter activity
Source: RefSeq, a predicted model, not a curated record
AUAGAAAAGCAAACGGCAGCGAUUUCGCAGGUAUGCGAUUCUUUCCAAGGAAACAUAAAGUUUUUCUCAGCUAUUUAUUUUGAAAAGGGUCGUUUGUUUGGUAUCAUACUAUGGUGUACAUAUACGUUAAAAUAAUCAUGGCGGUCAUAACUAUAACAGACAAGGUCAGUUUGCAUUCGCGCUUAGCAUCAUAGUGUAGUGUUUUCAGACAGCAGUUGACCUUAUUUUCAGCAGGAAAAAAUACACUGGACCGUUUUUCUAAUAAAUAGCAAGGUAAUAGAAUAUCCAUUGCUUAUUCGCAACUCUUUAUCAACAACCAUUAGUGUUAUUUUGCAUUUUUGCCGUUAUUUUCUGACAUUCAGGUAAUUUUCGUUUUGCAAUGUGUGAAUAUGAAGGAAUGAUGGACAUCAUCGAAAGCGCAAAAGCGAGCACUUAUUUUAUCAAGACUAAACGCUAACAAGCCGCUACGAAGUUAGUCUUCGCAGCGUUUCUCAAACACCUUUCCCACAAAUGAAGCUUGACUGAUCGUGGGAAUGGAUAAAGACAAAUUAAAACUCUCGGGCCGGAAACGGCGGGCCUCCGUUGGGACGGAGCGUCAACACUCUCCGUCCAUUGGUCGGGCCUCAGUUGGCGCCGAGCGUCAACACUCUCCAUCAAUUGGUCGAGCCUCAGUCGGCGCGGAGCGUCAACACACGCCGUCUAUUGGGCGGGCCUCGGUCGGAACGGAGCGUCCACGUUCUCCAUCCUUCGAGGGGAGCACCGUCAUUGAGGCGGUGACGGUGCGGCCUCCGACGCCAGACCGCGGAGAUGACGGCCCGCCCCUCGACCUCCCCGCCAGCGACGCCAACGCGACAGAAAGUUCGUCAAAUGCACAGGACAAAAUGCGAAGGAACGCAGUGCUUGGUCAAACUAAUACGGGUCCCGAGCCGUGGACGAUGCUGGACUACGUAAAGCGCAGGAGCAUCGGCAUGCCCAAUCGCAUCAAUCUGGACGCCGAGCGAGCUUCUAUAGUGAGCGUUUACCACGGAAACGCUCGCGAUAAACCGCAUCGCCCGAUCCAGCUGGAUGUCGACCCUGGCUUCGCGUCCACCUAUCGCCAAUCGAUAGUUCAUUAUGUCAGCUCCAAGUUUUCCCAAGACGAGAAGUUGAACGUUGAAAGAGAGGUCUCCAGCAAGACGUCGGUGAUUGACGCCAUCCUGGGCACCCGCUGGAGCCUGCGGCAGCAGGGGACCGAUCAGGACUCUCCAGAUGAGAACGAGGAGGAGCAGAGCCAGCGGUGCCAGCCCCGUUCGGUGCUCUUCUACCCCCACCACGCCUUCGGAGUGAUCCUCAGCCAGCUGAAAAGGCACCCCAGAGCCGUCCGUUUGCUCAUCUUCGUGCUCUGGGUGGCGUACGUCACCUACGCAGUGGUGUACAACUUCUACAUCAUGAAGGCCGACUACGACUGGUGUCACGCGGGCGGUCUCAUCUCGUGGACAAGUGUCGUCAUUUUUCUGUAUCUGGUCACGUCCAAAGUGAUAAUUCCGUACGCCCACCGCAUUCACAGUCUUCAGGCCGAGCUGCAGAAUCGUGCACUUGCAUUCCUGAAGGAUCUGUUCAGUCGCAGGUAUGUUCGGAUCAUCGCUGGUGCCCUGAUUGCUGUCAUCAUUGUCCUGGUUACCAGAAUUGGACACAUGAUCCCGACGACGAAACAGCUGACGGCCGUCUGCGGCUACUGCGUCAUCAUACUCGUGACGUAUCUGCUGUCGGUGGAGCCAGAGGAGAUUCGGUGGCCAAUGGUGAUCAAGAAUCUGCUGCUGCAGCUAAUCGUCGUUUACCUCAUGAUGGUUUGGGCGCUGGGGCGCGUCGUCCUGGAAUGCAUGGCCAGCAAAAUUGACUUCUUGUUUGGGUUCAGCAAGAAAGCUGCCUGGGUUCUGUUUUCCCAGAAACUGCCACAUAUGCUCUCGAUAGAGCUGCUGAGUUCACUGACGCUCACCGGCUCGAUCAUGCAUCUGCUCUACUACACGGGAGUUCUGCAGGGGUUCCUCCACAAGACGGGCCUUGUCUUGGAACUCAUCACGGGCACAACCACGGUGGAAGCCAUCUCGGGUGCGCUCUGCACCCUUUUCGGUGGGAUCGAGACGGCUGUGAUUCUGGAGCCGUAUAUCGUGCUUCUGACGAUGUCUGAGCUGCACACUUUUAUCACCGCCGGCAUUGCCUCGAUGACCGGCGUCGCCCUGGCAAUGUAUAUGGACAUGGGCGUGGAUAGAGUGACGCUGAUGACAGUGAAUUUCGCCACCUUCAACGGCGUGCUGGCGGUGUCAAAAAUCAUGUACCCCGAGACGGACACAUCGGUCACCACGUACCGGGACCUGAAGUUCAUGGACAGGGACGAGUACAACAUGAUUGACGCCGGGGUUCGCGGAGCGAUCGCCGUGCUGCGACUGCUGGCGCAGCUAGUGGCUGUCCUCAUCGCCUUCAUCGCGCUGGUCAACAUGGGCAACGACUUCAUCGAGUGGCUGCUGGAGAACGUCGGCAUCCCCGGCAUGGACCUCGUGGGCAUUUUGUCUGUUGUGCUGCGUCCUCUUAUUUUCUUGAUGGGUAUCGACUGGAAAUCAACAGGGCGCAUCGCAAGAUUCUUUGCCACGAAAACCGUUCUAAAUGAAAAUUUCGGCUACCAAGCAUUUCUCAAGGAUAGCAAACUGCAUCCAAUGAAGAAGCGGGAGCGUGCCGUCACCGUGGCGUUGCUGUACGGCUUCAGUAACCUGGCGCACGUCGGAGCCACGGUGGCCUAUCUGACGGCACUGGCACCGGAGCGGCGUCACGACAUCAGCAGCACGGUGCCGCGCGCGCUGCUCACCGCAGUGCUCACCAACCUGCUCACCGCCGCGCUCGUCGGUGCGUUGGUGUUUACACAUACCCAUCCGACGGAGUCGGGCCAGGGUGCGUUCAACGCGACCAAUCCUCUGGGUAACGCGACCACGCCGUACAACGUAUCCAGCCAAGACUUCUUCAAAGGGAUGAACGGAAGCAUCGCAAUGUUUCAUCACUGAUAAAAUGCUGUGUAUUUUUGUGAAUGACGUGCAUCCAUUGACCGUUAUACUCGUGAAAUGUGUGACAACUCCUGUAAUAUAUUUAUCAUCCAU